AACCUCCCUCCCAGAGCUCCACUGGGAGGUGGAGCAACAAUGGAAGAGGAGAGCUGCAACGUCAAAUAUCCUGAAAUGAAAGUGAAAGUUAGUCUGAGCGACAGCAGAGCUGCAGUCGAGACAACUCUCUCCGUUUCUCUCUAAAGAAACAUUCAACUGAAUCCAGCAGCUUUUUCUCUACAACAGGAGAAUCUCUGCCUAACACUGAUUGUCGAUAUGUCCGCUGCCAGCUGUCUGCUGACUGAAGAUCAGUUUCUGUGCUCCAUCUGUCUGGAUGUGUUCACUGAUCCGGUCACCAUACCAUGUGGACACAACUUCUGUAAAACCUGCAUCACUGAACACUGGGAACUUAAUGUCCCCAAUCAGUGUCCCAACUGUAAAGAGGUUUGCAACACCGGACCUGAGCUGCGAGUCAAUACUUUGAUCUCUGAGGUGGCUGCUCAGUUCAGACAGUCAGCUCAGCAGAAAGCCAGCAGCAGCAGCAGCAGCAGCUCAGAGCAACAAGUGUCCAAACCAGCAGAAGUUCCCUGUGACGUCUGCACUGGAACCAAACUGAAGGCCCUGAAGUCCUGCCUGGUGUGUCUGGACUCCUACUGUGAGACUCACCUGGAGCCUCAUCUGACAAGGUCAGGUCUGAAAAGACAUCAGCUGAUCGACCCUGUGGAGAACCUGGAAGGCAGGAUGUGUACGAAGCACGAUAAACUGCUGGAGCUGUUCUGUAAGACCGACCUGAUGUGUGUCUGCAUGCUCUGCACCAUUUCUGACCACAAGACACAUGAUGUUGUUCCUCUGAAAGAAGAAUAUGAAGUUAAGAAAGCAGAGCUGGGGGCUAAAAUUCAGCAGAUGAUCCAGAAGAGACGACUGAAGAUUCAGGAGAUCAAACAUUCAGUGGAGCUCAGUGAUAAAGAUGCAGACAGAGAGAUAGCAGGAGGUGUUCAGGCCUUCACCGCUCUGAAGGAGUGUGUUGAGAGAAGCCAGGCUGAGCUCAUCAACACGAUCAAAGAGAAGCAGAGAAAGACAGAGAAACAGGCUGAACGCUUGAUCAAAGAGCUGGAACAGGACAUCUCUGAGCUGAAGAAGAGAAGCACUGAGGUGGAGCAGCUCUCACAGUCUGAAGACCACCUCCACUUCUUCCAGGGCUUCAUGUCCCUGAACGCUUCUCCACCCACCAAGAACUGGACAGAAACCAUCAUCCGUCCACCACAUGAGGGGACUGUGGUGAGAGCUGUGAAUCAGAUGGUGGAGACACUCAGGAAACAGAUGAAGAAGCUGCUCGCUGAGGCUGAGCUAAAGAUGGUCCAGCAGUCUGCAGUGGAUGUGACCCUCGAUCCUGAUACAGCACAUCCAAACCUCAUCCUGUCCGAUGACGGAAAACAAGUUCAACAUGGCGAUGUAAAGAACAAUCUCCCAGACAAUCCAGAGAGAUUUGAUACUUGUUCUAAUGUUUUAGCAAAGCAGAGUUUCUCUUCAGGAAGAUUUUAUUACGAGGUUCAGGUUAAAGGGAAGACUGACUGGUUUUUAGGAGUGGCCAAAGAGUCGAUCAACAGGAAAGGAAGAAUCACACCAAGCCCUCAGAUUGGCUACUGGUUAAUAUGUUUGAGGAAUGCAAACGAGUACAAAUCUUGUGCUGACCACGUAAUCAGUCUCUCUCUGAAGUCUCGUCCUGAGAAGGUGGGGGUGUUUGUGGAUUAUGAGGAGGGUCUGGUCUCCUUUUAUGAUGCUGAUGCUGCAGCUCUUAUCUAUUCCUUUACUGGCUGCUCAUUCACUGAGAAACUCUACCCACUCUUUUGUCCUUGUAAUAACGGUGGUAAAAACUCUGCCCCUCUGAUCAUCUCUCCUGUCAAUCGCACUGAGUAGAAUCAUUUGAUUUCCUACAAAAAUCCUAAUAGUUAUGUAAUAACUGCCUAAAAUAGCUGUUUUACUUCACAUGAUGGUAAUGUCUUAAUGCCAUUUUUUUUUUUAUUAAAUAGCAUAAGGGCUCAGCCUUGUGCUCAAACACACCAGGUUGAUUUGUGUUACGUAUUAUUCUCAAAUCGCUUCUAAUAGGUGCAACAGCUUUCUUCAAGACCAUCAAAACACCACAAAUAAUGUAUUAUAAAAAAGAAGCACUGGCAAAAGUCAUAUGUUCAUUUGGCAAAAUCAAAACUUUGGCACAAUUACUGAGGGGAAAUGUAUUAAUAAAAGCAAAAUGUAAA
Perca flavescens (yellow perch) is the source of this 2195-nucleotide messenger RNA. RefSeq names its product E3 ubiquitin-protein ligase TRIM39-like. The record is from RefSeq and is a predicted model, not a curated record. The transcript is spliced from 2 exons. Lineage: Eukaryota; Metazoa; Chordata; Actinopteri; Perciformes; Percidae. Bases 217 to 1857 code for a protein of 546 amino acids. Gene Ontology annotation, molecular function: protein binding; zinc ion binding.